Lagenorhynchus albirostris (white-beaked dolphin) is the source of this 407-nucleotide messenger RNA. RefSeq names its product large ribosomal subunit protein P1-like. The record is from RefSeq and is a predicted model, not a curated record. Gene Ontology annotation, molecular function: structural constituent of ribosome; protein kinase activator activity; ribonucleoprotein complex binding. The transcript has a single exon. Gene Ontology annotation, cellular component: cytosolic large ribosomal subunit. NCBI's taxonomy places the organism in Eukaryota, Metazoa, Chordata, Mammalia, Artiodactyla, Delphinidae. Gene Ontology annotation, biological process: cytoplasmic translation. Bases 105 to 407 code for a protein of 100 amino acids.
CUCUGUUCCUCCGAGGAAGGUAAGGCCACGUUGGGGUGAGGCCCUCACUUCAUCUGGCGACUAGCACCGCACCCAGUAGCCCUUGCCCAGCCCUCGCCCGCACCAUGGCCUCCGUCUCCAAGCUCGCCUGCAUCUACUCGGCCCUCAUCCUGCACGACGAUGAGGUGACGGUCACAGAGGAUAAGAUCAAUGCCCUCAUUAAAGCAGCUGGUAUAAAUGCUGAACCUUUCUGGGCAGGCUUGUUUGCAAAGGCUCUGGCCAAUGUCAACAUCAGGAGCCUCAUCUGUAAUGUCGGGACUGGUGGACCUGCCCCAGCAGCUGGUGCUGCACCAGCAAGAGGUCCUGCCCUCUUCACCCCUGCUGCCCCAGCUAAAAACGAUAAGGAGACAUCCAUAGGUGAAAGGUGA